AGCUGUUACGAGUGCAGCUGUUUGUUUGUGGCUGAACUGUAAACAUGGCUCUUGUUAGACGAAUUUUAUCCUCGAGAAAAUCUUCAUUAUGGAGUUUAUUACACCAGCAGAAAGGUUGUAUGUCAUCAUUGCCAUCACCUAUUUUGAAACCAGAUGUUAAAUAUGCUCAGAUAUUUAUAAAUAAUGAGUUUGUUAAUGCUGAAAGCGGUAAGACGUUUCAAACCAUCAACCCGACAACAGGGGAGGCAAUCUGUGAAGUAGCAGAGGGAGACAAGGCAGAUAUUGAUAAAGCUGUCCGUGCAGCUCAAAAUGCCUUUCAACUUGGGUCACCAUGGAGAACUAUGGAUGCGUCAGAGAGAGGUCUACUCCUGUACAGAUUAGCUGAUCUGAUUGAACGAGAUAGACAGAUUCUAGCCUCUUUGGAAACACUGGAUAAUGGUAAACCAUAUAAUAUAGCUAUUGCUGCUGAUUUGGGACUGGUUGUCAAGUGCUACAGAUAUUAUGCUGGAUGGGCAAAUAAAAAUCAUGGAAAAACUAUUCCAAUCGAUGGAGAUUAUCUCACGUAUACUCGACAUGAACCUGUUGGUGUUUGUGGACAAAUUAUACCUUGGAACUUUCCUUUAUUGAUGCAAGCAUGGAAACUAGGUCCAGCUCUUGCCAUGGGAAAUACUGUUGUCAUGAAAACAGCCGAACAGACGCCAUUAACAGCUCUUCAUGUAGCACAAUUAGCCUCUGAGGCCGGUUUUCCUCCUGGUGUUAUAAAUAUUGUACCAGGUUACGGACCUACAGCUGGUGCUGCCUUGUCCAGACACCCAGAUGUUGAUAAAGUUGCUUUUACAGGAUCUACAGAGAUUGGACAACUUAUAGCUCAAGAUGCUGCAAGAACCAACCUAAAACGAGUAACAUUAGAACUUGGUGGAAAAAGUCCAAAUAUCAUUUUAGCUGACGCAGAUUUGGAUCAUGCAGUAGAACAGGCUCAUUUUGGUCUGUUUUUCAAUCAAGGACAGUGUUGUUGUGCUGGUACCAGAAUAUAUGUAGAAGAUAAAAUAUAUGAUGAAUUUGUAGAAAAGAGUACAGAAAGGGCCAAAAAAAGGGUCGUAGGUGAUCCUUUUACAAACGUAGAACAGGGACCUCAGGUCGAUAAAGAACAAUUUGAUAAAGUUUUAAAUUAUAUCGACAUUGGUAAAAAAGAAGGAGCUAAAAUGACGACUGGAGGAAAGAGAGUGGGUGAUCGAGGCUACUUCAUUGAACCAACAGUAUUCUCCGACGUCAAGGACAAUAUGGUUAUUUCACAAGAAGAGAUUUUUGGACCAGUUAUGAGUAUUUCCAAAUUUUCAAGUUUAGAUGAGGUUAUAAACAGAUCCCACAAUACCAUAUAUGGUCUGGCAGCAGCUGUUUUUACCAAGGAUGUAGAAAGAGCCCUUUAUUUAUCGAACAGCUUGAGAGCAGGAACAGUAUGGGUAAACUGCUUUGAUGUUUUCGACGCAGCAGCACCAUUUGGAGGUUACAAGAUGUCUGGUAAUGGUCGUGAAUUGGGAGAGUAUGGUUUAGAUAGCUAUACAGAGGUCAAAACGGUCACCAUUAAGAUCCCACAGAAAAAUUCCUAAUAAGGAAAAGAAAAACAGAGUACAUCUAAGCAACAUCCGACAUAAUUAGAUCAUAUUAUUUUCAUCUUACCAUAAUCUAAUGAACAAAUAAUUAUGUGAUUGUACUAAUUUGUCUCCUUCCUGUGUAGAAAUAUAUUACAGUGGCCUUAUAUCAAUUUAUAUAUCAAUAAGGAAUGUGUUACACAAAUCUUUAAAACAAGGGAAACAAAUCACUCCGCUUUUGUCAAGUGAAGUCAGUUGUAAGCAAUCGUUUAAAGUUCAGAUCCCAGUCCAUGUAUGAGGAGAAUUGUUACAGGUUUGGUUUGGUAGAUAUUUACGAUUUUAACCAUUCUGUCCUAUUAUACUCACAGUGGCCUUGGACAAAGCACCAAUCUAUGCUCAAAUGUUAGCGUCGUCGUAUAGUUUUGUGUGAAUUUUAAACGAAACAAAAUGAAAAAUAUUAAUAUAUUUAAGGAUUAUAAACCGUCAGUUCAUAAUAAUACAACUUUAUAGAUUUACUACUUCUUGGUUUGUUACAUACAACGUUUCAAUACUCUUACAGGUAUCUUAAUCAAGCAAUGAUAAAAAAAAAUGAAUAACAACCUCCAUCCAUGAGUAAAACAAUUUAACAAUCCAAACAUAACAUUAAUUAAGACUUCUAACAACAACCAUAUUCCCUUAUUUAUAAUAGAUUAAAAUGGGGACCGAAGUUUUUCUUUUGUUAAAAUUUGACAUAUUCUGAGACAAAUGUUUAUUGGACUGUUGAUGUAUUGUAGCUUUACAGUAGUAUUUUACUGACUUUUGUCCAGUGAAAAAUAUUUUGAUAAAUAUGUUAUAUUUAUUACAUGUUAAGUUGUUUUAUAUAUACCUUUUAUUUAGAUUCUUUUUCUAAUGAAAUUGUUAUAAAGUCUGAGCCAGGACUUCGCAAUGUCUCUGAUGAAAUUGUUAAAGUGCAAGCCAGAUCUUCACAAUAUUUCUAAUAAAAUUGUUAAAGUCGGAGCCAGAUCUUCGCAAUGUCUCUGAUGAAAUUGUUAAAGUCCGAGCCAGAGCUUCACAAUAUCUCUGAUGAAAUUGUUAAAGUCCGAGCCAGAUCUUCGCAAUGUCUCUGAUAGUCAUUUGGGGAAUUCAGAAUCCCUUGCAAACUACAAUAUUAUGAAAGUUGAAAAAUAGUCCAAUUCAAUUCAUUAUUUACAAAAUUGUGAUGAAUUGAAAAGUUGUCAAUAUUCGGACAGGAUGCUGAAAUGUUUUGAUUUUGUUUUCUUAAUUUUGAUAUCAGGAUAAGUACAUUUAACGGGGAUUAUGUUGUGAAAAAAAUUCAUAUUGUCUGAAAAAUACCAUUGACGAUCAGCGACGGUAACUGAAAAUUAGGCACAAGUCAUCUGUAAUUCUGUCUGGUACAGAUUUUGAUGUUUUUAUGCACCCAUAUUGAAAUGCGGUCGUAUAUUGUUGUCGCCCCUGUCCAUCCUGUGUCCAUAAUGUUUUGCGGGCUAAAGUUAAUAUCCAAUUGUAAAUUUAUACACAAUGUUUAAGAUCAUAAGACGAAGAAGCCUAUUGAUUUUCAACGACUUCUGACAAUUACUGCCUGAGUUAUGGCCCUUGAUCACUCUAAAAAAAAUUGUGGAUGCUCUUAACGCUAAAGUUAACAUCCAGUUGUCUUUAAAUUUAUACACAGUGUUACAGUCGUGCGAUGAAGACGCCUUAAUGAUUUUCAACGAUUUCUGAUAAUUACUGCUAGAAUUAUGGCCCUUGAUCCCUUUGAAUUAUCUCGGAUGCUGUAGAGGUUAUUAAUCAGAUUUGAGUAUGUUGUAAAUGUUACCAUUACUUACAAAAGAAAAAAUAUAUGACAACCCUUGUUGAUUGCCAAGACGACUUAGCUGUUGUGGGCGUAUGUUUUGUUGCUUGGCAACCUAUAUGUAUUGAUAUUUUCAAUGCAUGUCCAGCACGAAAGUUGUGGCUCAUGUUUUUGUCCCGAGGAUGUAGACUAUUCAAGAAAACUUAAACUAAUGUAGGUCCUAAUGCUGUGUUUUAAUUGGCCGGUAGCUAAAAUUUAUGCUUAAGUUUUCAUGAAUAUAGGUCUUUAGAUCCACCCAGUCAGUAUUCAUCAAAUAGUAUGGUUAAUGUGUUCAUCAACAAGGCCCAUUACAGCUGUUUAUUGUUGUAUGUAUGAUUUUGUAUCGUUACCAUAUAAGAUGAAUCAAUCUGAUUAAAACACAGAUCCAAUUUUGAUUCGUUUUUUAUAGUUCAAAAACUACAAAGAUUUUAAAGUAGGGUUUUCUCGUGAAGCAAUUUAACUAAAAUUUUCUGCAUAUUCCCUUUACAUCAUUUAGUUUUUAACUAUUAUAGUGAGAACUGCCAGCUCUUUAUUUAAUCUUUCAUAAUGUAUCUUGAAUUAAUUUCACCAUUAAAUCAUGAAAUACAAUUAAUUA
Patella vulgata (common limpet) is the source of this 4012-nucleotide messenger RNA. RefSeq names its product aldehyde dehydrogenase, mitochondrial. Gene Ontology annotation, molecular function: aldehyde dehydrogenase (NAD+) activity. The transcript has 14 exons. The coding region runs from base 45 to 1607 and encodes 520 amino acids. Lineage: Eukaryota; Metazoa; Mollusca; Gastropoda; Patellidae. The record is from RefSeq and is a predicted model, not a curated record.